AUGGAUACACAGGAAGACCAUAAAACACUAGGGAAGAUCGGAUACCUGAAGCGGCUUGAACUCUAUGGAACAGAAAAGCCGUAUCAAAUAACGGUCCGCCCGAAGUAUGUCCAAGACUCGGACGCGCAGAAGACAAACAUUGUUAUCGAUCCACAGGUCGUCAAGAUUACUGAUAUCAUUAAUCGACGGGGUGAAUUUAGCACGGAUAUUCAGGGUUUCGAGCUCGCCACUUUUCCCAGUUCAUUAUCCUCUGAUGAACUCCAGGACUUAGACGAGAUUGAGUCUCGUUACUAUGCCGAAGCCAAGGAAUUUCUCAUGCGAAGAUAUAAUGCUCACAGAGUGCUCAUAUUCGAUACGACGAUUAGACGCUCGAAACCAGGUCGCAACACGGACACUACCCUCCUCAAGAACCAACAGAUUCUAGGGCCAUCCAUUGACUGUCAUGUCGAUCAAAGCCCCAAUAGCGUUCGCAAGAGAGUGAGGAAGAACUUUCCUAAUGACGCAGACCAGCUAUUGGCUCAGCGCGUGCAAGUAGUCAACAUAUGGCGAGCUCUCCGCUUCCCAUGUCAAAUCCGUCCUUUGGGCUUGUGCGACUACAGAUCGACCAGACCUGGAGACUAUACACCAGCUGAUCUUGUCUCAUCCGUUUGGGAAGGCGAGACAUUGCAAAUUUACCACAACCCUAACCACGAGUGGUGGUUCGCCAGCAAGAUGGAAGCGGACGACGUGCUUCUCAUCAAAAUGUUUGACUCUGAGGGAGAAAGGGAGGGUAACGAAACGGCCAUGUGUGAGUACCUUCUAGAAUUCUUCUUUUCCAUGAGUCAACACGCUUCGCAGGUACACCUCAUUGCUCUUUCGACUGGGAAGACGCCCCUGAGGGAUCGCAUGGGCGAGAGAGCAUGGAAAUCAGAGCAAUUAUAUUUUCUGAACUCUAGGAAGCUUGAGACUUUCAACUUUGGGUAA
Colletotrichum costaricense is the source of this 963-nucleotide messenger RNA. Its product is annotated as methyltransferase CmcJ. NCBI's taxonomy places the organism in Eukaryota, Fungi, Ascomycota, Sordariomycetes, Glomerellales, Glomerellaceae. Gene Ontology annotation, molecular function: oxidoreductase activity. The record is from RefSeq and is a predicted model, not a curated record. The transcript has 5 exons. The coding region runs from base 1 to 963 and encodes 320 amino acids.